CGUACCGCUUGAUGAUGGACGUUUUUCCGACCCCCAAGUCCCCGAUGACCAGGACUUUGAACAAAAGCUCCUGCUGCAUGGCUGCAGCUCUGCAGCGAGAAAAAAACCCUCCGCAAUAGAUUUAUGGAAACUUUAAGAAGCCUCUGAAGGCAGCAGCCCGAGGAUUGCUACUGCGCCGCUGUGUGUACAGUUACGGCUAUGGUGCUGAUGAGGGCGAGGAGGACGGGAUGUGAGAUGCUGCUGUUGUGUCCUGCUGCCAUUUCAUCAGCGGAUCAUCACGGAAAUAUUAACUGUCUCACUCAAAAUUAACCGGCAGCUGUCGCUUUACACACUCAACAGGCUGUUUUUGUCAUUUUAAAACGGGCAAAGCAGUGACGGUGGACGAGAGGCCCGCUUAAUAACACGGUGUUAUUGGCGGGCUAUUCCUGUAAGCAACAAUACAACCAGUGCUAGUCUGGAAGAUCAUUUCUGGAAGUCGUUGAUAUGGGGCUUGUUUUUCACACAUACUAAGCUCUUAACUUUAAGAUUUUCAUUUUCAUGAGACAUGGAGACGAUAUGGCUUUAUCAGUUUCGCCUGAUCGUCAUCGGGGAUUCCACAGUCGGUAAGUCGUGUCUGAUCCGGAGGUUCACAGAGGGCCGCUUCGCACAGGUGUCGGAUCCCACCGUGGGGGUGGACUUCUUCUCCCGUCUGGUGGAAAUAGAGCCAGGCAAGAGGAUCAAACUUCAAAUCUGGGACACUGCAGGACAGGAGAGGUUCAGGUCUAUCACCAGAGCCUACUACCGCAAUUCAGUGGGCGGACUCUUACUCUUCGACAUCACAAACCGCAGAUCCUUCCAGAACGUCCACAACUGGCUGGAGGAGGCCCAGAGCCAUGUCCAGCCGCACAGCAUCGUCUUCCUGCUGGUCGGUCACAAGUGUGACCUGGAGGCCCAGCGGCAGGUGACCCUGCAGGAGGCAGAGAAGCUGGCAGGAGCCUACGGGAUGCGCUAUGUGGAGACAUCAGCACGAGACGCCAUCAACGUUGAGAAGGCCUUCGUGGAUUUGACGAGAGACAUCUUUGACCUAGUGCGGAGCGGGGACAUCAAGAUCCAGGAUGGCUGGGAGGGCGUCAAGAGUGGAUUUGUUCCCAACACCGUCCAUUCCUCUGAGGAGGUCACCAAGGGCAGCCGGCAGUGCUACUGCUGAUUUACCUGGCCACAGCAUGUGGGGUUGACAGGUGGUAAACGCUUCAAUGGACUCCAUCUGUGGGAGAUCUCUCGCUAGCCAUGGCUGCACUCAGGCCAGUUUUUUGGGACUCAUAAUACUUCCUUGCUGAGUGAACACACUUUACCUACUACACACAAGACAUUGUUUUGUCUUUCAGGUGCCUGUUAAUGACUCUGUCCAAACUUAGGACCCUUUAUUGAUGUUCCUAACAGGCGUAGAAGCACAAGAAGCAUCCUAACCCCCCUCACUAUUCUGUGUGCAUGUGUGUGUGAUUGUAUUAACCCUCAGCUCUUACCAACACUUAAGCUUUACUCCACUUUCAAUCUUUCCUGACGUGUACAGUCAUACUCCAGUGGCCGGUUAUGCUCUUGCUGCACAUCUAUAAAUGACUGAGACUUUCAGCGUAGCGUGUUUAUGUUCUUUUUAAUUCAAAUCUGAAACAGUGAAGCCAAGACUGAGCCAUGCCUUUUUCUUUUCAUGCAUAGUACUCUGAAUAUACUGCAACCUUGUACAGACUAUAUCCAGUGAGAGAGGUGGGACAGAAAGAGAUCUUCACUGAUUGUACUGCACUACAAAUCCAAGUGGCUUAAUACAUAAAGAGAGUGAAGGAUGAUGAAAGUUAAAUCAAAUUGAACCAAAGUUUGAGAUAUUGUUGUGUUUGUCUGAAUGCUGGAGAAAGUUUGCACUGUGAAAAUGUUCAAUGGUACAUUUGCUGUCUGCUGAAGGGAAAGCUACUGUAGCUGCUUACUGAUAGCCAUUAUGGGUAGAUCAUAGCAAGGAUUUUUUAUCAAUAUGGUAAGUACCCAGUUCAUGUUUACUACUCUGUGUUGGUUUACUGGUGAAAACAGGUAAGAUAUAACCUUAAAGCCUUUUGUAUGGAACCCCAGUGUGUUCAAUAUUGAAUAAAUAUAAAAGAAACAA
This is a messenger RNA of Lates calcarifer (barramundi perch), 2128 nucleotides long. RefSeq names its product ras-related protein Rab-39B. Gene Ontology annotation, molecular function: GTPase activity; GTP binding. Gene Ontology annotation, biological process: Rab protein signal transduction. Gene Ontology annotation, cellular component: Golgi membrane. The transcript is spliced from 5 exons. The record is from RefSeq and is a predicted model, not a curated record. Lineage: Eukaryota; Metazoa; Chordata; Actinopteri; Centropomidae. Bases 545 to 1186 code for a protein of 213 amino acids.